Thlaspi arvense is the source of this 3650-nucleotide messenger RNA. Lineage: Eukaryota; Viridiplantae; Streptophyta; Magnoliopsida; Brassicales; Brassicaceae. The record is from the annotation of a GenBank genome assembly.
UUCGCUUUCUUUUCUCAAGUAGUUUCUCUGUUGUGGGGAUUGUUAUUUCAAACUGGUUCUUCCCGAGUGAUGACAUAUCUCGCAGCGUGACAAAAGAUGGAAGCUUUCAGCCUUAUCUCACUUUCGAUGGCUCGGAAUAGUUUGUUACACAUUCGUAUUCGUGAAUGAGGCUCUAAGCUGACUCGCCGGCGGCAUGAACCAACUCAGAUUCGGCGGAAAUCAUUUCCGAAUCGCCGAUCUCUUAUUAGAAAUUGUCUGAAAUCAUUGCGCAUGUAACUCGCAGAGGGAGAUCGAUCUUGCCUUGCCGGCGAUUUCUCUUCAUGUCCGUAAUUGUAGCAGCAACGGCUUUUGUAUCCGGUUCAUUGUGGAGUACUCAGACAAUAAAUUAAGGAAUUUUUUUGCUCAAAUAUAUGAUUAAUGGUUGUAAAAGGAAUCUGCUUUUGUAUAUGCACAUGAAUAUUGGCUUAUUGUUAGCACUGACCGAGUAUGGUGAUUCACCUCUUUAUUUACAUGCAUCAUCAUCAUUUCAGACAAGAAUCUCUAUCAAGUGAACUCUUAAGAAUGCCGAUGCUUCUUAAGAGUUUAUUAACGAGUACAAGAACAAAGCGAAACUAGCCAAACUAACACUGAGCCACGUGCACCUACUACUACUACCCUCCACACUAUCCGCCACCUCAGCAAAACCUUUACUCUUGAACAACAAACCGGCUGUAGCAGGUUAAAGGCACGCAAAGCAAGAUGAGGAAGCGCGCGACACGCACCGGUUCAGCCGGUCCGCAUAGCGCUCAGUCGAAAAGACGACAUACACGACCGUCCAUUAAUCUUGAUCUAACGGUCCAUAUUAGUUUAUUCGACUAAAAGAUGAAGAAGCAAGCGAGCUCGUCAAUGGCGGACUUUGGGUAAAUUCUUUUACAAUAUAAAAAGGACCCAGUCAAAAUCAAAGAGACUAGAUACUGAAAAGUUAGUGAAGGAAGAGUAAAAGCUUGAUCGACGAAGAAGAAUAAUUCGUGACCAUAAGCUGUUUUCUGCGUCAUAUAUGGUUCUCUUGCUGUGAAGACUUGGAUUAGGGAUUUCGUAUUUUGAAUACUGGGAAGAAGAUGGAGGAGAUGCGAAGAGGCGUGCCUACGUGGCAGGAGGAGUUAGCGAGUCUCAUGGACGGUGGUUUACAAUACGACGACGGAUCCCCGAUCGAUCUGACGGCGGGUGCUGAAUCAAGGUCAAAGAGCUCGGGUUUCGGGUCGGUUGAUGGAUCCGGGACUGGAUCCGAAUCUGUGGAGAGUCUGAAGGAUCAAGUGACGGGGUUUAUCAAGUCAUGGGGAGAAAUGCUUCUGGAUCUCGCAAUCGGAUGCAAGGACGUGUUGCAGCAGACUCUGGUGAGUCAAGACUCGGUCGUCGUGCGUAAGCUCCGAGAACCAGCUGCCAAGGUUUCGAAGAAGCUGAGCUUCCUUAACGAGUACUUGCCUGAGGAUCGUGAUCCGGCACAUGCCUGGCCUGUCAUUGUCUUCGUCUUCCUCCUUGCUCUCGCAGGUAUACCUGGAGUGAAAGAAUCAUUGCUCAAGGACUAUGGUGUCCGUCUAGUGUCAUAUGAUCUACCAGGGUUUGGAGAGAGUGAUCCUCUUCGUGCCCGGAACCUUAGCUCAUCUGCCUCGGAUAUGGUUGACUUAGCUGCUGCACUUGGGAUUGCUGACAAGUUCUGGUUACUCGGCUAUUCCAGUGCUAGUAUGCAUGCCUGGGCUGCAAUCAGAUACUUUCCUGACAGAAUUGCUGGAGUUGCCAUGGUAUCUCCGAUGAUCAAUCCAUAUGAACCAAGCAUGAGCAAGGAGGAGAUGGCGAAAACAUGGGAGGAAUGGCUACGAAAGAGGAAAUUCAUGUACUUUUUAGCGCGUCGGUGGCCAAGUCUUCUUCCUUUCUUCUACCGUAGGUCCUUUCUCUCCGGUAAUAUUAAGCCGCUGGAUCAGUGGAUGUCAAUAUCAUUAGGAGAAAAGGACCAACAUGUAAUCACAGAUCCAGUUUAUGAAGACUUUUACCAAAGGAACGUGGAAGAGUCCGUACGCCAAGGAACCGCAAAACCAUUUGUCGAAGAAGCCGUGUUGCACGUAUCUAAUUGGGGAUUUAGUCUUGCUGAGUUCCGCAUGCAGAAGAAGUGUAAAACCAACGGCGUCCUUUCUUGGCUUAUGUCAAUGUACAGCGAAUCAGAAUGUGAACUUAUCGGGUUUCGAAAACCCAUACACAUAUGGCAGGGUAUGGAGGACCGAGUCGCACCACCUUCAAUGACCGAUUACAUAAGCCGGGUCAUACCAGAAGCGACGGUACAUAGACUCCCGAACGAAGGCCACUUCUCAUACUUCUUUUUCUGCGAUGAGUGCCACCAGCAGAUCUUCUCUGCUCUAUUUGGAGAACCGCAGGGUCCGAAAGAGUUUAAGGAACAAAGAACAGAAAACCAUAAACCGGAUCAACCUGAGACCGGUUUAUCCAACAGUAGCACUACCAAAGAGUAAGUAAACAGAGGUUAUAGGAGAACUAUAGAAACAAGUUGUUCCUCGUCUUGGUUACAUCAUAAAGAACUGUGUAUAUAACACACACCAAGAGGAUGCUUUCUUUCUUUCUUUUUCGGUUGAAAGUUUCAGAUUUGAUAUAUAGAUUUAAAGAGAGGCAAAAGGCCUUUCAUCCUUUUUUAAAGAAGUAAACUCCCUUUUGAGUUCACCUCAGAACAUGCUUAUCUUUUGUAAUCAAAAGGAUUCUACUCACACAUCAAAAUCAGCAAUGGUCAAGCAUUGGCCUCUGAUGAUGUAUUAUCCUUCUUGUUUGAAAUCUCAAAACUUUCUUGCAAAUGCUACUUCAUGUUAUAGUCGUCUGUAUUGCCCCUCUUCUGUGGAAAAAAAUCAGGAAUCCAAGACAAAUGAAAAACAAAAUCGAACUAGACUCACUUCCAGUUACUGCAUUUGGUUCCUACAUUCCUCAGGUUAACAACUUAAGAACUCUCGCCCACAUUACAUUGAUCUAGCUAAGAAAAAUACAUCAAUUUCUUCUUCUUGAUCCAGACCAAUAACUUGAAACCACAUGGCUUUGUUGAUUGGGAUCACUCAAUCUGACCAAAAGGUUUCAAAACGCAGAACUAGAGAUCUUGGUUUUGCCAAGCAUCAUGUCUUUGGCUUCGUUGAUCUUAGAGGCAAGGUAAUGGCUUCCUCCUGCGUCUGGAUGAUUUGCCACCAUCACUCUCAGAUGAGCUUCCUUCACCUUCUCUGCCGCUACACUCUCCCUGUCACCACAAAGAAUCAUAGCGGCUUCUCUCCGAGUCAUGGUAGCUUGGAAACCACCUUCGUAGAACUUGCGCAGCCUAGGCCUUGGAGGUCUUGCCUUGAACGCUUGCCAUGCCUCUAUUCCGUAUUUACCAGCAUAAGCUGCAGCAGCAACAGCAGCACCUUUUUCCUGGAGAUUUUGAGUAGGACAAGAAACGGGAUCUGAUGAGAUAAGAAAACAACUCUUCAGAGUUUGGAAUUUCUCGAUCGAAUUCGAGGAUUAGGGUAAAACCCUAAUAAGUUUUGUUCUAGAUAACCUUUGAACUCUUUAAGUGGGUUCUAGAUAAGUUUUGUUCUCUCAAGUUUGCAGUUUAUGCUUUGGUUCGGUUUUCGGACUUUUUUGUCAUAAAU